AUGGCGGGCGUUGUGAAACAACUGCUGGCCAGGCCAAUACAGGUGGCGGAUACGGUGACAAAGGUUGCGGAUGAAGCACAAUCGUUCAAACAAGAUUGCCAAGAGAUUAAAGCCAAGAUCGACAAGCUAGCGGGCCUCCUCCGUCAAGUUGCGCGAGCGAGCAACGAAGUUUAUGAACGCCCGACACGGAGAAUCGUCGAUGAAACCGAACAAGUCCUUGACAAGGCCCUAACACUGGUCCUCAAGUGUGGUAGAACAGGUAUCUUGGGGCGACUUUUCACCAUUAUACCGGCAGCAGCCUUUAGGAAACUGUCAAUGCAGCUCGAGAAUUCCAUCGGAGAUGUUUCGUGGCUCUUGGCUGUGUCGGGAGACAAUAAAGACGAUGAAUAUCUCGGUCUUCCUCCCAUUGCGGCGAAUGAACCUAUAUUAUGUCUUAUAUGGGAACAGAUUGCUAUUCUUUACACAGGUACGUUAGAAGAGCGGUCCGAUGCUUCUGCUUCAUUAGUGUCUUUGGCUCGGGACAAUGAUCGAUACAGUAAGCUGAUCAUCGAGGAAGGAGGAGUCCCUCCAUUGUUGAAAUUGGCCAAGGAAGGGAACCCCGAGGGUCAGGAGAAUGCGGCAAGGGCAAUUGGGUUGCUCGGACGUGACGCGGAAAGUGUCGAACAGAUUGUAAAUUCUGGUGUUUGUGCAGUGUUUGCGAAAAUCCUGAAAGAAGGUAAAAUGAAAGUUCAAUCAGUGGUGGCUUGGGCUGUGUCCGAAUUGGCUGCGCAGCACCCCAAAUGCCAAGAUCAUUUUUCACAGAACAAUAUAAUCCGGUUUCUCGUCAGUCAUCUCGCCUUCGAGACCGUUGAGGAACAUAGUAAGUAUAGCAUCGUGACCAAGCACUCGUCGUCGAUGCAUUCGGUUGUUUUGGCUAGUACAAAUCCCCAGGAUUCCGACAAGAAAGAGCACGAAAUGGAUAGUCAUAUGGCUCGUCCCAUGGGGAAUCAAGCAACGCCUAGCCAAAUGCAAAAUGUGGUUACCAACACUAUGGUUAUGAAAGGCAAGAAUGUUGGCAGCUCAGCAACACCACUGCAACCGAACGGCCAAGCUAACCAAUCCAAAGGCGCCCACCCGAUUGCCGGAGCCAGGUCGCACCACCGUGUCUCCAUAUCUGGAACUAGCAUUAAGGGAAGGGAAUUUGAAGACCCUGGCACUAAAGCACAAAUGAAAGCAAUGGCAGCAAGGGCUUUGUGGCUGCUUUGCAAGGGAAACCUCAGCAUAUGUCGUAGCGUAACCGAAUCGAGAGCUCUAUUGUGCUUCGCUAUCUUGUUAGAGAAGAGCACCGACGACAUCCGAUACUACUCGUCCCUUGCGUUAAUGGAAAUCACCGCCGUGGCGGAGCAAAACUCUGAGUUGAGACGCUCUUCUUUCAAACCUACGGCCGCAGCAGCCAAAGCCAUCGUCAACCAAUUACUCAAAGUCAUCAGACAGGGCGACUCGGACCUCCUCAUCCCGUGCAUCAAAACAAUCGGGAACUUGGCGAGGACUUUCCGAGCAAGCGAAACGAGGGUCAUCGGGCCAUUGGUGAAACUGCUGGACGAAACGGAAGCUGAAGUUUCGAUGGAAACCACCAUUGCACUUAACAAAUUCGCCACACCGCAAAACUACCUCCACCUUAACCACUCGAAAGCCAUCGUGGACGGCGGCGGCGUGAAGCAUUUGAUCCAACUAGUUUACUUUGGGGAACAAAUGGUGCAGUUCCCGUCGUUGACUCUUCUGUGUUACAUAGCUUAUAAUGUUCCCGACAGUGAGGUCCUUGCUCAAGAGGAAGUGAUUAUAGUGCUGGAAUGGGCAUCGAAGCAAGCUCAUUUAGCCGGAAAUCAUGACAUUGACGAGUUAUUACCAGAAGCCAAGAGUAGAUUGGAACUGUAUCGAUCCAGAGGUUCAAGAGGAUACCACUAAAUUCAACAUUUUCAGAA
Hibiscus syriacus is the source of this 1961-nucleotide messenger RNA. RefSeq lists its product as uncharacterized. The transcript has a single exon. Lineage: Eukaryota; Viridiplantae; Streptophyta; Magnoliopsida; Malvales; Malvaceae. Gene Ontology annotation, molecular function: protein binding. Bases 1 to 1944 code for a protein of 647 amino acids. Gene Ontology annotation, biological process: cell surface receptor signaling pathway. The record is from RefSeq and is a predicted model, not a curated record.